Brassica oleracea var. oleracea is the source of this 866-nucleotide messenger RNA. Its product is annotated as dehydration-responsive element-binding protein 2D-like. The record is from RefSeq and is a predicted model, not a curated record. Gene Ontology annotation, molecular function: DNA-binding transcription factor activity; transcription cis-regulatory region binding. Lineage: Eukaryota; Viridiplantae; Streptophyta; Magnoliopsida; Brassicales; Brassicaceae. Bases 270 to 866 code for a protein of 198 amino acids. Gene Ontology annotation, cellular component: nucleus. The transcript has a single exon. Gene Ontology annotation, biological process: positive regulation of DNA-templated transcription; response to stress.
UACUAGAAAAUCUAAAACUCAUCUCUCGAUCUUUGUCUACUGGUUUCACGAUCUUUGUUGCCAAAAAGAGAAGGGCCUCUCGAGACAAGUGUAGUGUCAGGAUUACAAAGAGACUACACCAACUUCCUCUUCUCGACACGACCCUCCGUCAUGUCUAGGACAGCUAUGUGUCCUUCUUGCCACGUUUCAUCACUCUCUUCCACUAUAUAUACACACUUAGACAUCCCUCAUGUUUUUGCCUUAUCCACUCCAGAGAGCCAAAGGUAACAAUGGUUGGUGCAAAUAAGAAACAACGAACGGUCCAAGCUAGUUCGAGGAAAGGCUGCAUGAGAGGAAAAGGUGGACCCGAUAACGCAUCUUGCACUUACAAAGGCGUUAGACAACGCACUUGGGGCAAAUGGGUCGCUGAGAUCCGUGAGCCUAACCGAGGAGCUCGUCUUUGGCUUGGUACUUUCGACACCGCCCGCGAGGCUGCCUUGGCUUAUGACUCCGCGGCUCGUAAGCUCUAUGGGUCCGAGGCUCACCUCAACCUCCCUGAGUCCUUAAGAAUUUACCCGGAAACAGUGUUGCCUGGGACACAAGUAUCCCAUACGCCAAGCAGCAACACCGGUGGAAAAAGCAGCGACUCUAUCAACGAGUCGUCGCCUAGUUCAUCCAACGAGAUGUCAUCGUGGGGAACAACAGAGGAGAUAUCAUGGGGACAUAUGAACGCUGAUUUGCCUGUGACCGAUGAUUCUUCUAUAUGGGAAGAAGCUACAAUGUCGUUGGGGUUUCCAUGGGUUCAUGAAGGAGAUGAUAUUUCUCCGUUUACUACUUGUAUUAAUGGUGGCUAUUCUAAUUGGGAAUCCUUUCAUUCGCCACUUUAA